This is a messenger RNA of Lolium perenne, 2354 nucleotides long. Lineage: Eukaryota; Viridiplantae; Streptophyta; Magnoliopsida; Poales; Poaceae. The record is from RefSeq and is a predicted model, not a curated record.
GUAACGCCUAUCUCAAUAAAAAUACUGUUUUGCCCUUGUGUCUAGAAGAUCCAUUCUCACCACACGAUUUCUUCAUCCAACGGCACACUGCUUCACCCGAUUCUUAUAUAAACCCUUCUUCAACCUCCGUUCAUCCCCUUGCUUGCGCCGCUUACCUGUUCCUCUUCGCAAAACUUCCCCUGCGCCCAACUCUCUCCAAUCUUCCGUACGCACAUACAUUGCUCUGCCCACUGCCGUUGAUGCCACCGCGCACGCGUCUGACUCGCCACAGCACGCCGGAAUCCAAGAUGGCCGCCGAGGAUUUUGAGUGGGAGAGAUCCAAAAUCUCCAAUCAAGACAUCAACACGCUGAAGAGGCUCGGCCUCAUGACGAAGGAGGACGCCAUCCGCUUUCCUAGCGAAGAAAGCUACCCCAAGCCUCCAAUGGAGUAUCGGGUUAGUUUUGUUGAUCACCUGAUCCGCGGCCUUUCAACCCCAAUCCACGAUUUCCUCCGCGGCCUUCUUUUCGUUUAUGGGAUUCAACUGCACCAGUUGACUCCCAAUUCCAUCCUUCACAUUUCUAUUUUUAUCACACUUUGCGAAUGCUUCCUCGGAAUCCCUCCCAAUUGGGCUCUGUGGAAGCGCAUUUUCUGCCUCCGCCGUAAUGGCUCCCACAACGUCACUUAUAACAUAGGUGGCGUUGUUAUCUGUGUUCGGACUGAUGUCGAUUAUUUCGACGUCAAGUUUCCUGAUUCUGUCCAAGGAUGGCGCAAAAAGUGGCUCUACAUCCACGAAGAAAGCGCCAAUUCUGUGGAGCACAACAUAGUUCCUUUUGACGGAAGUGCCAGGAUUCAGCGUCGCCGUUCCUGGGAUGCCGAAGCUUCUGAAGAAGAGAAAAAGGCGACAGAGGCGCUCAUGGCUCGUAUCCGUCAUCUUCAAAACACUCGAGGCAAAGAGCUAUCUGGUGUUCAAAUUACUGCCUACUUCCUUAGGAUUAGAGUGCAGCCUCUUCAGGCUCGCAAAAAUCCCCUUUGGACGUAUUCUGGUGAAAAUGACGCCAACAGAAUCUCCAGUGAUCUUUCUGUAAAGGACUUGGAAAAAUUGGUUCGAAGAAUUUCUCGAUUAGGCAAGAAGGAUCCUAUUCCCUCCUCCUGUCGAGUGGAACCAUACAGUGCUUCCAAUCCUCUUCCCGAGAAUCAUCCUACUAUGGCUUCCCUUCCUCCUCUUCCUGAGGAUGGAGAGGUCGAAGAAAGAGCCGUUGUCGAUGAUGUCAACCAGGAGACCCCCUCUUUUGUGAAUGAACCCGCAGAUUCUCGAAAAUCUGCGGGAUCUACUGAGAAGGAUGCUGCCUCUGAAGAUACAACAUCAGCGCAAUCUCCUCCUCCUGCUGUUUCUCCGAAGAGCAAAAGGAAAAGGAGCAAUGCCGAAGAUUCCGGGACCUCGAAACCCGAAGAAACUGCUCCUGCACCUCGAAAAGCAGCUUAUGAUCCAUACAUCGAGAGUAUCAUCAGCUCUGAUGAUGAAGAAACACCAACUUUAGAUGUGGCUGCUCGAACGAGCACGUCACAUACUUUAGUUAUUUCAGAAAAACCAGUUGAGGGGGAGGAAUCGUCGCCUCCUCAACAAAAUGUUGAUACAUCUACUCCUUCGAGCCCCCGUGCCCCUUCACCAAAAAGGGCACGGGUUGAAAAGAUUGUUGAUCCUGCCCCUCAGUUGGGCAGUUCGUCGCCCCCGCUCCUAGAUGAUCCUAUGAUCAAGGAUCUUCUCCGCAUCGGUUCCCAAUUUAUUGGGUACCGUGAAUAUGCUAAUAGAGCCGAAGAGAAACUUGCAGAGGCUAACGAACGCGCCGACGCACUGGCUCAAAAACUUGAGCAAAGUGAGGCGGCUCGCAAGAAAGCCGAACUCGCUGCUAGCAAAGCCAAGGUCGAAGCUGAUGAAGCUAAGGCGAAAGCUGCUGGUGUCGAGGAACUGCAGAAGAAACUUGAGGAUGCGACAGCUGCCUUGGAUGAGCACAAAGCUGCACAAGCUUCUCGUGACGAAGGAAUCCUCAAGCGUUUGAAGUCGCAAAGUUGCAGCUGCAGAAAUGCUUGCUUGAUCCACCACCUUGCUCUUGGUAUCGUUCUCGGCCCCUCUCAGGCGUCCUCAACAGCGUGGUCACUGAGAAGCUUAGCGGUGACAACUUCCUCCUCUGGCAAGCCCAGGAAGGAGAACAAGACUGCCUCUGUCUUCUUUGGGCAGAUCAAAAGCCUUGCUGAUGAGAUGGCAACAGCCGGCAAGCCCCUGGACAACGACGACAUUAUAUCAUAUGUCCUAGCCGGUCUCGAUGAAGAUUAUGACGGUUUUGUGGCUUCCGUCAAUGCAGUGCUCAAGGCGUAG